UUGAUUUAUAUUUGAUUUUAAAAAAUGAAGUGAUAAUUAUUUGGCAAAUUGUUUCAGAUACCCUGCUCUUCUUUAAGAAAAGAAAAAAGCUGAUGAUUACGCGCGGAGCAGGAKGCGCUCCAUUCUUUUUACGCAUUCCUCUUUCUCCACGUCUGUCUUAAAUUAUUGUCAAAGACUAUAAAAUGCUUCAUUAAUGCUGACCUCUGCUCUGAGCUGACUGUUCUCUGAUUGGUGUCAUGACCCUGGUUUGUCUCUAUUUACUGGCUGCUUGGGAAGCAGGGUUUUUAAACAUGUUUGGACCGGGUGGUGUGUGUGACCUCUCAGCUGGAAAUAUUGCAAACUCGGCUGUCCUUUUAUUCGCACCCCCUCCUGGUCAUUAUUUGCUCAGUGGUUUAGGCUGUUAAAUGAGAAAAUCAGACCUGCGCCUGGUUGAAGGAGAAAAAAACAAACCCUCCGUGCUGUCAUGUCCCUCUCCAGCAUCAUGCUGAAGGACAGCCCAGCCCGGGGCUUCUUCCCCGGCCCGCACCCCUACAUCUUCCCCGGGACGCACAGCCACCCCCACCCGCUCAAGUCGCUCGGCCGCCUGGUGUCGGACACCUCCCUGCCCCUCGGCCUGCCCGGCGGCGCCUUCCUGAACCAGAGCGGCCCGGCUCURCACGAGCACAUGAUGCUGAGCGCGUUCCCGUACAACCCGAGCCAGAUGUUGGCCGGACACGCGCUGUUCUCCAAYCCGGAGGAGCUGGCCGCCGUGGUGACGGAGCACGCAGCCGGUCCUCUGUCCGCGGACUUCAGCAGCCCUGCCAGCGAGAGGUCCUCCUCCUCCUCCUCUUCCUCCUCCUCCAAGGAGAACUUGUUCGGCCUGCAGGGCGCGCAUCUGUCUCCGGAGAAAAAGMCCACAGCUUACAACUUCAGCGAGGACGACCUGUUCCUGGUGCUUUAUGGGUACUCCACCGGGCAUGAGCGCAGCGUCGGGCACGCCGUUUCAGGAGUGAGCCUGCCGGGAAGCCAAGCCUCGGAAGCUCACAUCCCGCUCGACAAGGAAACUCUUGAACUCCCAGAAGGGUUAAUUAUCCUCCAGGCGUCUUGGGGAAACGCUUCCCACUGUGGGGUUUUCACGGAUAAACGCAGCAUCCCSAAAGGCGCGCGCUUCGGACCUUUCCAAGGAAAACUGGUGAACACCAGCGAGAUAAAAACAUAUGAUGACAACACGUUAAUGUGGGAGGUGUUUGAGAACGGCCGGCUGAGUCAUUUUGUGGACGGCAGAGGCGCGUCAGGGAACUGGAUGUCUCUGGUGAAGUGCGCUCGUUUCCCGGAGGAGCAGAACCUGGUCGCGGUGCAGGUCCAGGGCCAGAUCUUCUACGAGGCCUGCAAAGAGGUCGGUCCGGGCCAGGAGCUUCUGGUGUGGUACGGAGACUGCUACACCCAGUUCCUCGGGAUCCCGCUCACCCUGAAGGACCCCAGAGAGGACAACAACCCGGUCCCCCCCACCGAAGAUGCUGGGGAGGGCUUCAAGUGUGACCGGUGCGGCAAGGUGUUUGCCUACAAGUAUUACAGAGACAAACACCUGAAGUACACGCGCUGCGUGGACCAAGGGGACCGGAAGUUCCCCUGUCACCUGUGCAACAGGUCGUUCGAGAAGAGGGACAGGCUGCGGAUCCACGUUCUGCACGUGCACGAAAAACACAGACCUCACAAGUGCUCAGUUUGUGGAAAGAGUUUUUCUCAGUCUUCCAGCCUCAACAAACACAUGCGCGUGCACUCCGGAGAGCGGCCUUACAAGUGCGUCUACUGCAACAAG
Messenger RNA from Austrofundulus limnaeus, 1798 nucleotides. Its product is annotated as PR domain containing 14. The record is from RefSeq and is a predicted model, not a curated record. Lineage: Eukaryota; Metazoa; Chordata; Actinopteri; Cyprinodontiformes; Rivulidae. Gene Ontology annotation, molecular function: protein binding; RNA polymerase II transcription regulatory region sequence-specific DNA binding. Gene Ontology annotation, cellular component: nucleus. Gene Ontology annotation, biological process: regulation of transcription by RNA polymerase II.